Molecule: messenger RNA, 2250 nt
Organism: Priceomyces carsonii
Lineage: Eukaryota; Fungi; Ascomycota; Pichiomycetes; Serinales; Debaryomycetaceae
Gene: SEC23
Product: GTPase-activating protein
Exons: 1
Coding region: 1-2250 (749 amino acids)
Biological process (GO): endoplasmic reticulum to Golgi vesicle-mediated transport; COPII-coated vesicle cargo loading; intracellular protein transport
Cellular component (GO): endoplasmic reticulum exit site; COPII vesicle coat
Molecular function (GO): zinc ion binding; GTPase activator activity
Source: RefSeq, a predicted model, not a curated record
AUGGAUUUCGAAGAGGCUGAAGACAUUAACGGUGUGCGUUUCGCUUGGAAUUCUUUUCCUUCGACGAAGAUUGAAGCAGGCAAGAUUGUUGUGCCAACUGGAGCUCUCUACACACCAUUGAAAUAUAGAGAGGAUUUACCUAUCGCUGCUUAUGAUCCAACAUUUUGUAAUAGCGCAACCUGCAGAAGUAUUUUAAAUCCAUACUGCUCUGUCGACCCAAAUGGCUUUUGGCACUGCUCAAUUUGUGGUACAAGAAAUCCUCUUCCAGCUCACUACCAAGGAAUCAGCCAGGACAAUUUACCAGUGGAGUUGAACCCUACCAGUUCAACUAUGGAAUACAUAACGGCUCGACCAGUACAGAACCCUCCGAUUUUCUUUUUUGUGGUUGAUUUGUGCCAAGAUGAUGAUAAUUUGAAAGCUCUUAAGGAAACUUUAGUUAUAUCAUUAAGCUUAUUACCUCCAAAUGCACUCGUUGGGUUACUUACAUUUGGAACUAUGGUUCAGGUACAUGAUUUAGGUUCUGAAAAGGUUAAUAAAUCUUAUAUUUUUAGAGGAGAUAAAGAAUACAACGAGAAGCAAAUAAGUGAUAUGUUGAACAAACCAGUCUUAGCUAACCAAGGUCAACGUCCCCAAUUUGCAAAUUCUUUAAGCAGAUUCUUUUUACCUGUUGAAGAUGUGGAAUUUCAAUUGACAUCUAUUUUAGAAAAGCUAACUAGAGACCCUUGGCCAGUGGCGAAUGGUGACAGGCCAUUAAGGUCAACUGGAUCGGCUUUGAACGUCGCAGCAAACCUUUUAGGAUUAACCUAUCCUGGAUUCGGUGCAAGAAUCAUGCUUUUCAGUGCUGGAUUAGGGACGUUAAACCCAGGAUUAACAGUAGGUCAAAAAUUAAGGGAGCCUAUUAGGUCCCAUAGUGAUAUUGAUAAAGACAACGCAAAGCAUUAUAAAAAGGCAGUCAAGUUUUAUGACUCUCUAGCUACAAAAGUUGUCAAAAACUCACAUACAGUGGAUGUAUUUGGGGGUUGCUUGGAUCAAAUCGGAAUGUUGGAAAUGAAAAAUUUAUGUAGCAAAACGGGAGGUACUAUCUUGUUAACUGAUGCUUUCUCGACUUCGAUUUUUAAACAAUCGUUCCUAAGGCUUUUCAAUAAAGAUGAAGAAGGUUAUCUUUUAAUGGGAUUCAAUGGCACAUUUGACAUCAAGACUUCAAGAGAGUUGAAAGUCAGUGGUUUAAUUGGACACGCAUCCUCACUUAAUAUAAAAUCGUCCAACGUUUCCGAAAAUGAGUUGGGAAUUGGUGGUACGUCGCAAUACAGGUUAUGCUCUGUGACUCCUCGUCAUACUUAUGCUGUCUUCUUUGAUGUUUCUAAUACUCAACCUUUGCCACCAAAUGCCCAAAGUUUCAUUCAAUUUAUCACCCAUUACCAACACUCAUCUGGAACUUAUAGAAUUCGGGUUACUACUAUAUCUAAUUUCUUAACUAGUGACGAGCAGACGCUAACAAAUUCAUUUGAUCAAGAGGCAGCAGCAGUCUUGAUGUCAAGAGUAACAUUGUUUAAAGCAGAACAAGAUGAUGGUGCAGAUGUUUUGAGGUGGAUUGAUCGUAUGCUAAUAAGGUUAUGCCAGAAAUUCGCCGACUAUAGGAAAGAUGUUCAAGAAUCUUUCAGGCUUGGCCCACAGUUUCAAUUAUACCCACAAUUUAUUUACUACUUGAGAAGAUCGCAAUUCUUGCAAGUUUUUAAUAACUCUCCGGAUGAAACUGCUUUCUACAGACACGUUUUCUUGACAGAAGAUACCAAUAAUUCAUUAAUUAUGAUUCAACCUACGUUGACGUCUUUCUCAUUAGAUGGUGAACCAGAGCCUGUAUUAUUAGAUUCAAUUUCACUCAGGGACGACACAAUAUUAUUGUUAGACACAUUUUUCCACAUUUUGAUCUAUCAUGGUAAAACAAUUGCUCAAUGGAGAAAGGCUGGAUAUCAGAACCAGCCCGAAUAUGAGAACUUCAAAACAUUAUUAGAUGAACCAAAACAAGAAGCAGCGGAAUUGUUAGUAGAUAGAUUUCCAUUGCCGAGAUUUAUCGAUACUGAAGAAGGAGGCUCGCAAGCAAGAUUCUUAUUUUCAAAAUUGAACCCCUCUACCACAUAUAACAAUAAUGGCUUCGCAACAAGCGGUGGUGCUGUUGUCUUAACGGACGAUGUUUCGUUGCAAGUAUUUAUGAGCCACUUGCAAAAUUUGGUUGUAUCAGGUUCAAGCUAA